GGCCAAAAGAUUGCAAGAUAGUAAUAUUGGAGAGGGAAAUCCUAAUAAUAAUAAGUUGCCCAACCAUAUUAAAUGACUAUAUUUCUUAGGUCUGUAGCUCCAAUUUCUUCCAAUGUCCUUUCUGGAGUUUCACUUCCGUCUCAGCUUGAAGAACAAUUGAGAAUUCCGGGGAAGAUUUGGAAUCUCUGUUGUCAGCGUCUUCAAUGAGGAAAAGAGCCCGACUUGCAGAACCCAAGGAUGAGUUUGAUCCAGAGGAUUAUAUCAGUUCGUUGCCGGAUGAUAUUCUGUUUUUAAUAUUAUCCCGUUUAACUCUUAAGGGAGCUGCUGUUACUAGCAACUUAUCGAGGCGAUGGCGAUAUUUGUGGACUCAUGUAGCUGCAUUAGAUUUUGAUGCUAAUGAUACACUGGACAGAAUCGCCGCAGAUGCAAAAUUGCGUAGCUCAGAGAGGGCGAAAUACAUUAAUUGGGUGAACCGUGUCGUGAGGCAGCAUGUGGAGCCCACUUUGGAUGCAGUUCGGAUUUGUUUCGAUUUGGAUAAGAGUUCAAAAUGUGCAAUCGAUAAUUGGGUUAAGUUUGCGAUUGCAAAGAGAGUUCAGAGGCUUGAAUUGGACUUGUUGGAAAACGGGGAGACUCUUCGUCAGCCCAUGCGUAACUACACUUUUCCAUAUAAGCAAUUGAUUCAGUCUAAAGGGUCCUCGUUGAAGAAUGUCUAUUCAAAUUUUGCUCGAACUCAACCCUGCAUGUCGACAGGGUUGAAGUGUCUUAAGGCUCUCUCUUUGAAAUGUGUAAAUGUGAAUGAAGAAGCACUUCAGUGUUUUCUAUCCAACUGUCCAGUUCUGCAAUAUUUAACCAUACACGGCUCUGGGGAUUUGGUGCAUGUUAAAAUCAGUGGCUUGUCACUUAUGUUGAAGUACCUCGAGAUAGUCUUUUGUCUGGGAAUAGAGACUAUUGAGAUCUCUAACGUAAACCUUGUGUCAUUUAGUUAUUUGGGCCCAGGGAUCAAUUUAAUCAUUAAUAAUGUUCCCAUGCUUGAUGAGAUUUCCAUUGGCGAGGGAUAUUCUGGAUUGGAGAACAAUGUCUUUGGCCAGCUUUCUUGUUGUCUUUAUCAAUUAGAGGUUCUCACAUUGGAUAUAUAUCGUCCUGAAGAAAACAUAAAGAUUUUUGCAUUCCCUCAGUUGCCUAAACUCAAGCAGCUUAUUUUAAAAGUUGGAGCAUGGGAUGACGAUAGUCUGCUUGAAUUCACUUCCCUGAUAAAGGCCUGUCCUAACUUGAACAGAUUUGUGUUGCAGUUAAUAUGGAUGUCACCCUCAAAGAGAAGAAGAAAAGUAAGGCAAGCUGCCAAAUGUGCCCAUGAGUUCCUGAAAUUGGUAGAGAUUGUCGGGGAUUAUGGCCGUACAAGCGACAUUGAACUUGCCAUGUACUUUAUUGAGAACGCCAUUGCUCUCCAGAAAAUUGUCAUUGAUCCUCGCAACCAAAUACUGGAGAGAUCGCCUGUGGGAACUGACCAAAUCAAGAAAGAGGAAUCUGCUCGAAGACGUGCCAAGCAGCAGCUUGAAGCCAAAAAACCUCCAGGAGUACAAUUAAUAAUCCUCUAAUAUGGAUCCUGAUCAGGUUGGCCGACUUGUCUGUUAUUGCCAUUGUAUAUAUGGAAGCGCAAGAUGCUACAGAUAAGGGCGUCUCGACUAAACUUUCGUCAUCAGCUAGGAAAGACAAAAAAGUCUUCCUACUGAAUACGAAAUAGAAGGUUAGCCCGUUACCCUCAUAUACCUAUAAUAUAAUCUAUACAUUUGUAUUCGCAGAAGCUUGAGGUUUUGGUUGUUUGUUGCUCUUAUGUUCCUAGUUAGUUCAACCUCAGGAAGAUGCUAAUCCACCUGCGUUAGAUGAUGUUAGUUUAUUGCUUAUUUGUUAUGAACAGAACAUCUCUGGAUGUCAUGAUUUUGAAUUUCAAGUUGGUGCCAUGAAAUUUCUUGGCGCACUUA
Messenger RNA from Sesamum indicum (sesame), 1979 nucleotides. RefSeq names its product F-box/FBD/LRR-repeat protein At5g22700. Gene Ontology annotation, molecular function: protein binding. The record is from RefSeq and is a predicted model, not a curated record. Lineage: Eukaryota; Viridiplantae; Streptophyta; Magnoliopsida; Lamiales; Pedaliaceae.